Molecule: messenger RNA, 1405 nt
Organism: Eurytemora carolleeae
Lineage: Eukaryota; Metazoa; Arthropoda; Copepoda; Calanoida; Temoridae
Exons: 4
Coding region: 17-1150 (377 amino acids)
Source: RefSeq, a predicted model, not a curated record
AUUUAUUCAGAUUAGAAUGAAAUCCUCGGGGACAGAAGAGGAUACUUCAUCACUGGAGGCCUUGGACGAGGAGGAAGGUUUGAAUUCAGAGGCUCAAGAUGAGGAUCUUGAUCCAAAGGUUUUGCUACGGAUACAAAAGAUCUCGGAUAUUCUAAACCAAACGAACCUGAAUCUUAACGUGUUUGAGAAAAUGCUUCCGGCGUACAGGUCGGAGAGAUCAGGUUUGACUCUGUCCUCCGAUACUUCAGAACUCUCGGAGAUCAAAAUACAAAACCAAAACCUUGCUUCCCGAGUUAUUCUUCUUGAGAGUAAAAAUGAAGAACUAGAAAAGUCCUUGCUCCAGUCUAAUUCUAAGGUUGAAGAGUUAUGUUUAGAAAAUACUAGAUUGAAUCUCACCAACGAGGAUCUGAAAUUAGAGAUUUCAGAUCUCAGAACAAACCUUGAAAGAGCAGAGGGCAAGAAUAUCAGUGAUUCCAUUAAAAAGUCUGAAUCAGUUCCAGGUACUGAGCUAAUCUCCCAGAUAUCUUCGGGUCAAGGAUGCAUAAGGAGUAGAGAAGAAUCGAAAGAUUUGGUUUCUGCUUUCAACCAAAUAAAAUUUUUAAAACAAUCUCGUGAUAGUUUAAAGAGAAAAACUAAACAGUUGCUCCGUCAUUACCGGAGAAAACGGGAGAUUCUUCAACAUAGAGAGAACCAGUUAAUCUAUCAAAAGUCUGGUUUAGUUAAACUUCAAAAUCUCCAUCAAAACUUCCAAAGUUCUCAUAUAGUUGUUCUUGAUUAUCUUGGUUCCGAGCUGGGCAUAAUAUCCCGCCUGGUUGGUUUACUCCUGGAGACAGAGGAAAACGAACCUGUUCUUGAACCCUGCUCCAGUUCCAAUUUGUCCUCCUGGUAUUCUCAGAUAGAGACCCUGAUACACUGGACUAAACAAACCUUGGUCUCAAUAGCUCUUAGAUUUUCUCAGAGCAGCGAAUCUCGCGUAUCUUUAAUAAAUCGGAAGUUGUUAAGUCUGACAAGAAAAAGAGGAGGGAAGAGUCAGGAUCCAGGAAGUAAACCUCUUCAAUCCGUAUCCGACUCCAUCUCACAGUGCACCCUGAGUCAAGAGACAACUUUGCAAUCCCUGGUUCAGGAUCUAGAUACAGGGUUGGGCGGAUAAUAAACCUCCUGAUACGAUGUGUCAUAGAUUUCUCCAUCACAUUUUACAGUCUACAUAUCUUACAUUGAUAGAUCAGAAUUUGAUGUCAACAAUUCAAAUGUGUUUUUAUACCCUUCCAAAAAAGCAAGAAUUAAGCCAAAAAACUUUAACGUUCUGAUUACAGUGAUUACAAUGGGAUAGUAAGACGACAUUAUAGCAUACUUCAGUGUAUUUGAUAUUGUUACAAAGCAAAUAGUUUUACCAGACACUUAUCAA